AUUUGCCAUCGGUCAGGCGCACUAGCGUUCUACCUCCUUUGUAGAAGAGCCGUGUUACGGAUAGAUUUUCCACCGUUCUACCAUCGUCGCAAGGGCGUUCGACGACAAAGACGAGGUGGACGAGAAGGAUGUGUCUCUAAUCGCGAAACGAUAAUAAUUGUGUCGAGUUAUCAAUUUCCUUAUACUUCAGCAUCACCGUCUAUAGUUUUGUCCUUCUUUCUCGAUCUACAAGGAGAAAUAAUACAAUCGAGUAAAGAACAAUCGAUCCCAUAGAUUCAAUUCUUUUUAACAUUGUCUGUUAUUUUCCACCGGACGAUAGAACAACGGUGUGCUUGAUUUUUGUCUUGGCGGACAACACAACGCACUCGCCGAAAAACUGACGACGUUAAAUAAGGAAUUCAUUCAAUUUUAAUAAUGCCACCUUUUAAGAGGGAAGCGUCAUCGGAAGUGGCACCCGCAACAACUACUUCAGGAAAUGUCGAAACGCAAGAGGAAACAUCGAACCUUCCGCAAUUGACAAUGAAGUCCAUGACCAGUACCGAGGAGGCAGCAAGAAGCGAAACCGAGUCGGAAGUCACUACGGAAAGUACGAUGAAAAAUCUGAAGGAUCAACUCGGAACGUUGUCGAAAGAUCUGGCCGAAGAAAUGGGAAUACCAACGUGGGGUUUAGUCGCGAUUUUAAUAGCUGUCGGCGUAGUCGUCCUCGGGAUUUGUUUCUGCUGUAUAAGAAGAUGUUGUCGCAAAAGACGUUCCAAGGAUGGUAAGAAGGGCCUAAAAGGAGCGGUAGAUUUAAAAUCAGUUCAGUUACUUGGAAGCACGUAUAAGGAUAAGGUACAGCCUGAUAUGGAAGAACUCACGGAUAACGCGGAAGAACCAGACGAAGCUGAAAGCAAACAGAGCGAAGUCAAGCUCGGAAAGCUUCAAUACAAGCUCGAGUAUGACUUCAAUUCAAAUAGUUUGGCAGUGACGGUGAUACAGGCCGAAGAAUUGCCAGCUUUAGACAUGGGUGGUACUUCUGAUCCUUACGUAAAGGUAUACUUGUUGCCCGAUAAGAAAAAGAAAUUCGAGACGAAGGUCCACAGAAAGACGCUGAGCCCUGUCUUCGAAGAAACGUUCGUCUUUAAGAAUGUACCCUACGCGGAGGCAAUGAAUAAAACUUUAGUAUUCGCGAUUUUUGACUUUGACAGAUUUUCUAAGCACGAUCAAAUCGGUGAGGUGAAGGUACCAUUGUGUCAGGUCGAUCUCGCACAGACCAUCGAGGAAUGGCGAGAAUUGCAAAGCGUCGAAGGAGAGGGUGGUCAGGAUAACAAAUUGGGCGAUAUUUGUUUCUCCCUGAGAUAUGUCCCAACGGCUGGUAAACUCACGGUGGUCAUCCUCGAAGCUAAGAAUCUUAAAAAGAUGGACGUCGGUGGUCUCUCGGACCCUUACGUCAAGAUUGCACUCAUGCAAAAUGGUAAAAGACUUAAGAAAAAAAAGACGUCCAUCAAGAAGUGCACUCUUAAUCCUUAUUACAACGAAUCGUUCACCUUUGAAGUACCAUUCGAGCAGAUCCAAAAAGUGCAAUUGGUCGUGACAGUGGUAGACUAUGAUCGCAUUGGUACUUCGGAACCAAUUGGCAAGGUUGUAUUGGGAUACAACGCGAGUGGAACUGAAUUGAGACAUUGGUCGGACAUGCUGGCAUCUCCAAGGCGUCCAAUAGCUCAAUGGCACACACUCAAGGAACCCGAGAACGGAGACAGGAAGGAUUAAAUUAGUUGAAUGAAUAUUUAAUCGAGGAAUAUAUCGCACGA
This is a messenger RNA of Polistes canadensis, 1790 nucleotides long. It is a transcript of the gene Syt1, whose product is annotated as synaptotagmin 1-like. The transcript is spliced from 10 exons. Lineage: Eukaryota; Metazoa; Arthropoda; Insecta; Hymenoptera; Vespidae. Bases 415 to 1749 code for a protein of 444 amino acids. Gene Ontology annotation, cellular component: dense core granule; synaptic vesicle membrane; axon. The record is from RefSeq and is a predicted model, not a curated record. Gene Ontology annotation, molecular function: syntaxin binding; calcium ion binding; clathrin binding. Gene Ontology annotation, biological process: regulation of calcium ion-dependent exocytosis; cellular response to calcium ion; regulation of dopamine secretion.